AUGGGUCGGCCGAAAACCCGCCGCGCGCUCAGCGCGAGCCGCUUCCAUGAAGGUUCCAUGAACGACCGCACCUCGGCCGCACCGCCAGCUCAGUUCAUGGGCCCCGACGAGAUUGCUGCAUUGGAGCGUCCAGUCUCCUCGAGCGUUCGGUCGCAGCCUCGGCCGGUUAGUGACGACUGGGCGGACAAGCAGGUGAAGCAAAAAAGGCUUCUGGGCCAGGUUUGGGACGGCGUGCGAGGCCGGCUGCGUUUCAAGAAGGAUGGGGAGGAUGAGAGAGGCUCUAGAAGACGAGAGAGGAGCCGUAAGCGGGAUCAGUCGGAACAAAGGGGGAGACAGAGAGAGAGGGAUGAAAGGUCCAGAGAUGAGAAGCCUGCCGAGGAGCCUCAGAGGGAUGAGAUGCCGAGCCGGGAAGAAAUCCUGGCCAACUAUCAUCACUUGAUGGCCUCGGGCUUCUUUUCGUCUCAUGCUAUUCAGUCUACUCGACAGCCUCCCCCUGGCUCUUCUCAAUCUUCCGCCCAAUCUUCCUCUCACUCCUCUGUUCAGCCACCUGCUCCGGCUUCCUCGGCAAGCAUCCUCGAGGCAUUGUCUCGAGCACCUACACCUCAGAACCUGGCCCCUCGCCCACCAGUAUCCCGAGUACCAACUCCUCGAGCUCACACUCCACGGCCUCCUACGCCAACCACCAACCCUACCUCGCCCUCAAAGUCUCGACACUUUCACAGAAACCACUCACCUCAACAUGAUCCCCAGGCUGCCACCUAUGAGGAGCUUGUCGCCUGUGGCUUCUUCUCCCCCCCAGCUCCUGCAGCUGUUCCACCACCGACUCCCAAGGGCGCUGCGCCAGCUCCUACUGUGCCCACUGGCCGAAACUCGCGGGACUAUCUUCAGCUGCCUCAACCGACCCGGAAAUCCUCUCGCUCUCGGUCAGUGACACCAUCAGCCUCUCGCUCUCAUUCCCCUAUUCAGUCGCCAGCCAGUGCUUCUUCUAGGGGAACCAAGAGAGCAGCAGUUGACUCGACUUCUGACGACGAGGAUGACGAUGCGGCUCGAGAUCCGCCCACCCCGAACAAGAAACUACGCAAAUCGGCGUCUCGAGACAUUGCGAUUCCCAAGCUACGGAAUGUGGCAUCUCGGCGAGCCAUACUAUCUCGACGUAGUGUUUCGGGGCCUCAUGGAUCCACCAAGGAGCGCAACACCCUUGCCCGCCGUGUCCUCGGACACCUACCUGGCGGCAAUGGUCGGAGUUCCUUCGAUUCACCUGACCGUCGGACUGAAGCUGCUUCUAGACGCAGUGCAGAUGAUUCUAGACAGCCACUACAAGAAGUUCAGCAUUCGCGAGUUCUACGAUCACGUCGGAGUGCUGCCGAAGCGCUCCGUGUUGCGCCCAACGCCAACCGGGGCAUCCCCAAGGUGCCAAACAUUCCCGAAAAGUUUACCAUCUACGACGAGGAUGCCGAGAAUAUUGCCCCAGCAGUGCAUGUUAGCUACUAG
This is a messenger RNA of Fusarium keratoplasticum, 1491 nucleotides long. RefSeq lists its product as uncharacterized. The transcript has a single exon. The record is from RefSeq and is a predicted model, not a curated record. Lineage: Eukaryota; Fungi; Ascomycota; Sordariomycetes; Hypocreales; Nectriaceae. The coding region runs from base 1 to 1491 and encodes 496 amino acids.